UUACUCUGCCGCCUGCAACACCCACACUAUAUCGUUUUGUAAUCAUCGGGGGUCUCUCUAGUGAAAACAAUCAAGUUUUCAUCCCAGGCGUCAAAGUUCCCCGCAGCUUUCGGCUGCUGGAGGAACUGGAGGAAGGUCAGAAGGGAGUUGGAGACGGUACAGUGAGCUGGGGCCUUGCAGAUGAUGACGACAUGAUGCUAACUCACUGGAAUGGCAUGAUCAUUGGCCCUGCCAAGACUGUCUAUGAAGGCAGGAUCUACAGUCUGAAAAUAGACUGUGGAUCCAAAUACCCUGAGCAUCCUCCUCAUGUCCGCUUUGUGAACAAGAUAAACCUAAGUGGUGUGAACAGCUCAAACGGUCUGGUCGACCUAAAGGCUGUGUCAUCACUGUCCCGGUGGAAGAAUUCCUACAACAUCCGGGCAGUGCUGCAGGAGCUCAGACAGCACAUGAUGAUGAAAGAAAACAACAGGCUCUCCCAACCACCUGAGGGCCAGGUGUACAACAACUGAAGUUCCUGCUGCUAUUCAUUACUCUCUGACACACACAUACAUACAUGUACACACACACACACACACACACACACACACACACACACACACACACACACACGUGCAUGCAUGCAUACUACACAAGACUCUCUGCUCCCACUUCCUCCUUCGGGAGCCUUCCAUUGGACGGAGAGAGGGAUGUGCAGGUGAACCCAGAUUCCUGACCUGGUGCCCAAUCACUCUUUGAGGUUCACAGUGCAGACCAGACAAUGCAAAACAAGAAUACUGUACAUCUUACUAUAAUGUUAUUUUUUAUGAUCUUUGUGUUCUACAUCCAGAUUGUAAAAUGACUUGAGUGUACCAAUUAUGUGUGUUUUCUGGGCUUUUCACAUGUGGUGACAGUUAGUCCCUGAUGUAUGGGUAUCUUGAGCCACUUUUCCAUUCAAAGUACUUUAGUUCCAACGAAUAUUUUCAAGGUUCCUUCUUACUGUUGGUAGCUUAUCAUUCCAGUGUCAAGAUUAGAGAAAUGUAAUCCACGAAUGACUUUACAGCUAUGAUGCUGUGACAAAACAAAGGACUACAACGACAGUGAGCAUGUCUUGCUGCUGCUGUUCACUGUGAUUUAACACACCGUCAGUGUCAGUGCAUUGAGUAAAUGUUGGAAAAGAAAAGCAGCAACAGCGGCAAAUCAUGUUCAAAAUGUCUAUAAUGGAUUGAAUGAAAAAACAAACCACUUCUGUAACCCCAGCUAUAAUAGCGCUCUUCAUUUUUGGGAUGCCUCAAUACUUGAAAGAUUUCCCUGAAAUAGAAAUAAAAAUCUACCCUUUGCUUCUGCGAUAUCCCGAUGAUGUGAAUUUGAGGGGCCUUCCUUAAACAAGUGUAUAUCUGGUACACACAAUUAAACUGCUACUAGACAUUCGUAUCUAUCAGCAGGGUACUGCUGGCUCAUCACUCGUGUUCUCAGGCUUGUCUUCUGUGUGCCAUAGUGCUUUGUGAUGGUAAUUAAUUAUUAGCAGCCCGUGGGAUGAGGGAAAGGAAGGGUGGGGCGGGGGGGUCGACGCUGUGGGUGGGGUGCUUCGGGUCCUUGUGCUUUCCGUGUUUGGCACUUUUCCGGGAUCGUCACUGUACCGUGGAACAGGAGCAGCUGUGAUUGUUUUGUUUUUCCCUCCCGUUUUGGGUUGUUCACUUUCUGGGCUGACCUGUGUACAUUCCAUGGAGUUGUCUGCUCUCAUUCAGUGAUCACCCACUGAACACAAUGUACUUGGAUGUUUAUUUUAUAACGGGUUGAAUCUAAUCAGGGUUAUGGUGACCUGUUGCAUGGUUUUAUUUGAAUUAAACAUUAUUACUUUUCCACA
Messenger RNA from Maylandia zebra (zebra mbuna), 1843 nucleotides. It is a transcript of the gene ube2v1, whose product is annotated as ubiquitin-conjugating enzyme E2 variant 1. The record is from RefSeq and is a predicted model, not a curated record. NCBI's taxonomy places the organism in Eukaryota, Metazoa, Chordata, Actinopteri, Cichliformes, Cichlidae.